GAGACAGAUCACUACUUGUGCACCCUUAAUUCCAGCGAGACCCCUCUAGACCGGACCCUGGACCUAACUCCCCAGAGACCCCUCUUUACCGGACCCAAAACCUAACUCCCCAGAGACCCCUCUUUACCGGACCCUGGACCUAACUCCACAGAGACCCCUCUAGACCGGACCCUGGACCUAACUCCACAGAGACCCCUGCAGACCCCUCUAGAUCCUGUGGACCAGCACCUAGACCAGACCAGACCCUAACAUGGGACUACUCAGUGUGGAAGAGCUGGUGACUGGCAAGAGGAGCGACGGCAGAGAGGCGGAGGACUUCUCAGGGGGCGUGUACGAGGCAGCUGUCAAUCAAGAGAAGCAGGAUGACCGUCGGUCGCAGGUGGAGGUGGGCGGGGCCAUGUCGGAGGUGGGAGGGGCCAUGUCGGAGGAGGAGGAGGUCAGCGUGGCUGCGCUCAACACGGACCAGAGUGGGCGUCUGCGGUUGGACACGGUGGACGACCUCUUCAACAUCCUGCAGCUGAGGAAGAGGAGGAGAGCGAGGAAGACUGCGGUAGCAAGGAAGCAGCCAGAAGCUGAGAUCAUCCCUGCGGUGGUGGAUGCGGAGGUCUUCCUGUCGGCUUCGCUGGACAACAAACUUCCACUGGUCGACAAAUAUCUCACUGAUGGAGGAAACCCCGACGUAGUUGACCACUUCCAGAGGACUGCACUACACAAGGCUGCCUCCAAAGGUCACCUAGAGGUCAUGAAGAGGCUGCUGGAGGCUGGAGCUUCAUUGGAGAACAGAGACAAGUUGGAGGCCACAGCAGUACACUGGGCGUGUCGGGGAGGACACGUGUCUGCUCUCGAGCUGCUUCUCAACCAGGGAGCCAAGAUUACCUGCAGAGAUAAGCUGCGCAGCUCUCCGCUCCACGUGGCCGUGCGGACCGGACACAUGGAGUGCGCCGAGCACCUCAUCCACUGCGGGGCCGACGUCAACGCCCGCGACCGGGACGGAGACACGCCCAUGCACGACGCCGUCCGCAUCAACCGCUUCAAGAUGAUCCGUCUGCUGAUGAUGCACGGGGCCAGCCUCCACGCCAGAAACGCCGACAUGAAGACACCUCUGGAGAUGCUGAACGCCUGGCAGAGCGGAGCCAAGAGCCUGCUCUGUAGCUCCAGCUCAGAGCAGCCUGGGGUCUAGAGGAGGAGGAGCAGGAGGAGCAGCAGCCUGGAGUCUAGAGGAGGAGCAGGAGGAGCAGCCUGGAGCCUUGAGGAGGAGGAGCAGGAGGAGCAGCAGCCUGGAGUCUUGAGGAAAAUGAGGAGCCUGGCAUCUAGAGGGUUAGCAGAUCCUAUUACGGUUAAUAUAGAGCUGGUAACAUAGAGCUGGUAACAUACUCUAGAGCUGAUAACAUAGAGCUGGUGAUUUAGAGCUGCGGAUAUAGAGCUGGUACCACAGAGCUGGUACCAUAGAACUGGUACCACUGAGCUGGUACCACAGAGCUGCCAGAGUGCUGGUAACGUAGAGCUGGUGAUAUAGAGCUGGUACCACAGAGCUGGUACCACUGAGUUGGUACCAUAGAGCUGGUACCAUAGAACUGGUAACAGAGCUGUGACAUAGAGCUGGUGAUAUGAAGCCUUGGAGGCUAAGGGAUCUUAACCUUUAGUUUAACCUUUGACCUUUACUAGCUGGGAAACUUAAUGAUGACAACCUAGCUUCCAAGCACCGCCCCCUAGUUAGACCAGUACUACACCAGUACACCAUCAGAACCAGAACAUUCAGGGAGGAGAGUUUGCUAAACCAUUGCUGGACAAAGAUUUGGCCAAAUGUAUUUAUUGAUUGAUUUAUUGACCAGUUGUUUUGGUUUGUUGACAAAUGAAUCUUGAAAAAAUGAAACAAAAAUAUGAUGGUUUAAAGUAAAGUGUAUAUAUAUGUAUAUAUAUAUUCAUACAUAUAUAAAUAAGAGAGAGAGAGAGAGAGAGAGAGAGAGAAAGAGAGGGAGAGAGAGAGAGAGAGAGAGAGAGAGAGAGAGAGAGAGAGAGAGAGAGAGAGAGAGAGAGAGAGAGAGAGAGAGAGAGAGAGAGAGAGAAAGAGAGAAAGAGAGAGAGAGAUCUCAGAUCGGCAGAUGAUAAAAUUGAAUUUUGUUUAAAUGUAUUGGUAUUUGAAGUUGAAUAUGUAAAUACAUGUUAUUAUUUAUUGUGUUGAAUAAAGCAAUGUUUGAAAAUACUU
Messenger RNA from Gadus chalcogrammus (walleye pollock), 2206 nucleotides. RefSeq names its product ankyrin repeat domain 1a (cardiac muscle) (gene ankrd1a). Lineage: Eukaryota; Metazoa; Chordata; Actinopteri; Gadiformes; Gadidae. Gene Ontology annotation, molecular function: RNA polymerase II-specific DNA-binding transcription factor binding. The record is from RefSeq and is a predicted model, not a curated record. The transcript is spliced from 9 exons. Gene Ontology annotation, cellular component: nucleus. Gene Ontology annotation, biological process: regulation of transcription by RNA polymerase II. The coding region runs from base 251 to 1180 and encodes 309 amino acids.